Molecule: messenger RNA, 1386 nt
Organism: Diabrotica virgifera virgifera (western corn rootworm)
Lineage: Eukaryota; Metazoa; Arthropoda; Insecta; Coleoptera; Chrysomelidae
Exons: 1
Coding region: 1-1386 (461 amino acids)
Biological process (GO): proteolysis
Molecular function (GO): aspartic-type endopeptidase activity
Source: RefSeq, a predicted model, not a curated record
AUGUGUCCUGAUUUACCUGUUAACAAAAUUGAUACAUCGACCUCAAGUAUUAGCCGCUCGGAAGAAAAUAGGUCUGAGGAUCAGACGCUUGCGAAUUUGAAUAAUACACAGGUUUUUUUACAAACUCUGCGAGUAAACAUAAGAAGUGCACAUGGUACUAAACAAGUAAGGGCACUUAUUGACACUGGAUCGCAGAGAACAUAUAUUUUACAGCGUACCGCACAAGAAAUGGGUUUUUCUGCUAAAGGAACGGAAAAUAUCGUACAUACGUUAUUUGGCGGUAAAAGUACUUCUGAACAACGACAUAAAUUAUACAAAGUAACUGCGAGUGAAGGAGCUUACUCUUGUUCAUUUGAUGCCUUAGAUCAACCAAAAAUUUGUGCAGAUGUCUCUCCUGUUUAUCACGCCCCUUGGGUUGAGGAACUUAGUGACAUGAAUAUUUCGCUCAGCGAUGUCGGACAUAUAGCACCAAUUGAGAUUUUGUUAGGAGCUGAUGUUGUAGGCAAAUUGUAUACAGGGAGGAAAUAUCAGUUACAGUGUGGUCUUGUAGCAGUUGAAACUUUGUUAGGUUGGACUCUUAUGGGCAAGGUGCCGGCGGUUGCUUCUAAUUUCAGCACAUCUAUGAUGUCGAUUGCGUUGUUUGUUGAUAGUUCUUCUGUGGUGAAACUCUGGGAGCUUAAUAUUAUUGGGAUAACCGAUCCUGUAGAAAAAUUGGCACGAGAGGUGGCGGCCAAGGAGGCUAAGAAUUUUUUCUAUGAGACUAUCCGAUGUGACAACGAAGGUAGGUAUGAGGUUAUGUUACCUUGGUUGAACAAGCAUCCUUUAAUUUCAGAUAAUUUAGUUGUCGCUAGAAGAAGGUUAGAUACUACUUUAAAUAAGUUGAAAAAAUCCAAUUUGUUUGAAUCGUAUAAUUUAAUAUUCAAUGAGUGGUUGAACGAGGGUGUGAUCGAAAUAGUAAAUAAUCCGGAAGAGAAUAAUUGUGUGCACUAUUUGCCUCACAGGCCCGUUAUUAAAAAUACUAGCGAAACCACGAAAAUUAGGCCAGUCUUUGAUGCAUCAUCUCAUGAACAGGGUCGUCCUUCUUUGAACCAGUGUUUAGAGGUAGGGCCUAAUCUUAUUGAACUUAUUCCUUCUGUGUUAUUACGGUUCAGACAACAAAUAAUAGGUGUUGUGUCGGAUAUUCGAAAGGCUUUUCUUCAAAUUUCUGUACAUUCGAAGGACAGAGAUUUUUUGAGGUUCCUAUGGGUAAACAAUGAAGGAAAGGAAUUUGUAUUUCGACAUAGGAGAGUUGUUUUUGGAGUCAACUGUAGUCCAUUUCUUCUGGGUGCUACUAUAGAAUUUCAUUUGAUAAAGGCGCUGGAGAAGUGUUGUAAUGAUAUGCCGUAG